UCAUCGUUCUCUAAUCCAAGCCGAGCCCCAAAAUCCACACAACCAGUAUUCACCAGGUUGCGGCUACGAAUGCUUUCACAUUUUACCCAUGAAGUCUCGUCUAUUUCCGGUGCCAAAUUCUAUCGACGGCGCCGGUUCCCCCACCGUCUCUCUCCGUCGCAACUCCAAUCAAAACCUCAUUUUUAUAAUGGGCACUGCUCCGUCACUCAACCACGGCCGGAUCAACGUUACAUGCUCUGUUUCUUCUAAUAAGCAGCAAAAUCACUAUUCGGUUUUAGGCGUGUCUACAGAUGCGUCAACUUCUGAUAUCAAAAAAGCAUAUCGCUUACUCGCUCGAAAGUAUCAUCCAGAUGUUAACAAGGAUUCACAAGCUGGCGAGGUGUUCAAAGGCAUCCGUCUUGCAUAUGAGGUGCUAUCUAAUAACACCGCAAGAAACCAGUAUGAUAGAUCACUCCAAUUUAAACCAAAUACCAGUCCUCCAUGGAGGACUUAUGACAUCAACUUUGAAAAUGAAAUAAAGAUACACAGGUGGUCUGAUCUGAGGCAGAAAAUGGGCUACCAGAAUUAUUAUGAAUGGCGCGAUUCGAAAGAGAAAUACUAUUCUUUUGAUGAUGAAGUAGAUGAUGAAUCUCAGGAGGAUAAUGGUGCCAAUGAUGAAAGAGGCUCUUUUAUUGAAGUUCUGAAAUCUACCUUUCUUUCCAUAUUCUUGCUGAAAACUAUAGGGGCAAAACUGUCUUUAACUUUUAGCAGCUUGAUGGCUCUGCUUGACCCAGAGUUGGACCAAGGAUAUAAGGCAGGUUACGUGGUUGCAUGGAUGUUAGGAGGCAAAAGUGGAAUUGUGCUUACUUUAUGUCUCUCGUUUGCGAGUUGGGUUUGUGGAAAAACAAGCAGCAAUGUUGUGGCACUUGUGGUCGUGUCUAUGUGGGUGGGCUCAAAUCUUGCAAGGUUUGCUCCACUUCCACAAGGUGCCCUUCUUACUCUAAUAUACAUGUCAAUUAAACUCCAGGCUGAUCUCAACUGAACCUACAUCAUAGUUGCUACAUCUUGUUCUCUCUCUUUUUUUCUUUUUUAAAUUAUUAGUGAUUAUUUUCACAUAACAAGUUCUAUUUGUAAAUAGUAGUACAUCUGCAAGUGUAUCAACUAAAUGUUCUAGUUA
Messenger RNA from Erigeron canadensis, 1156 nucleotides. RefSeq names its product dnaJ homolog subfamily C member 18. The transcript is spliced from 3 exons. Gene Ontology annotation, biological process: protein refolding. Lineage: Eukaryota; Viridiplantae; Streptophyta; Magnoliopsida; Asterales; Asteraceae. The record is from RefSeq and is a predicted model, not a curated record. Bases 89 to 1021 code for a protein of 310 amino acids. Gene Ontology annotation, cellular component: cytoplasm.